AUGCGUCCUGCUGUGCAAUAUCGAUAUGAAUGUCACCAAUAUGGUGGUGUAGAGGCCCUUGGUCACACUUCUCGUGACCACUACAAUUUUGUGAAUAGGCUAAAAAUGAAGGCAAUUGAAGGAGGUGAUGCACAAGUUGUCAUCGAUAAGCUUAGCCAAAGGGCUGCUGAUGAGGAUGACUUUUUUUAUGGGUUAAAUUGGAUAGCAUGGGUAUAUUUGAUAUGUGGUGCAUUUGUGGGUAUAAACAAUCAUUGGAAGAAUGUAAUGUUUGGGUGUUGCUUUUUGUCGGACGAGACAAUUGAUACAUUUGUUUGGCUCUUUGAGGUUUUCAAGAAAUGUAUGGGUGGAGUUUGUCCUGUGUUAUUAUUUACAGACCAGGAUCAGGCCAUGAGCAAUGCUUUGUCUCAGGUGUUUCCUAACACGAGGGCGAGACUAUGCCAGUGGCAUCUUUAUCAGAAUGCAGUUAGUCACUUUGGGACUUUGAAGAGUGAUGACACAUUUUCCGAUGCUUUUAAGAAAUGUCUUCGUGGUUGUUAUGAUAGUGUUGAGUUUGAGGCAAGUUGGGAUUAUAUGAUGGAGAAGUAUGGCCUAGAAGGAGACAAGUGGCUUGCUUGUUUGUAUCAGUUGAAGGAUAAGUGGUCCACAACAUUGAGUAAGGACUUCUUCUCAGCUGGAAUUUUGUCUUCCCAACGUAGUGAAAGUACUAAUAAUGCUAUAGGCUUUCAAGCUUCCAAGAUAACAAGCUUGUAUGAUUUUUUUUGUAUGUUUCAAAACACUAUUUCACGAUGGAGACAAACUGAAACCAAUGAUGAAUUUGUUGAUUCUAAAUCUGUCCCCAAAUCUUAUUUUCCUAUGACGGGUAUGUUGAGACAUGCUAGUCAAAUUUACACAGCUACAAUGCUUAGGGAUUUUGAGCAAGAAUUUGGGUAUUCUUUGGGUACUAUUUGUGAGUUGUUGACUAUGGAUGACACAAUAUUAGUUUAUAAAGUGUGGCCUCAGAAACAUCCACAACGGACACACCAAGUCACUUUUGAUUGUGUCAACACGUUUGUUAGUUGUUCUUGUAGGAAUUAUGAGGAGGUGGGGAUGUUAUGUUAUCAUUGCCUAAGGGUACUUCACAUGCACUCGGUUAGUGAGAUACCUUCAUCUUAUAUUUUAAGGCGGUGGACAAAGAUUGCCAAAACAGAAGUUUGGGACCGUUUGAAGCAACAACGGGUGAACAUGUCAUCACUAAAGAAAGAUUGCAUUCCUUGGCGAUUUCAAAUGUCUAGGGUGUAUAACAAUCUCAUCAUAAGAAGUCAUGAUAAUGAAGAGGCAAGGAAGAUAAUGGAGAAGGGUUAUAUGUGUGAUCUUGCUCAUGUGCUGACUGUUUUUGCUAAUAUUAACUUAGGUGAUUCAGAAUCAGGUGUUGGAGAAUCAACUGCAUCAAAUUCCUCUACCAUUACUGUUUUUGAUCCUCCUUGGGAUAAAACGAAAGGAAGAAGUGUGAGGCCGAAAAGUGGAAUUUAG
Molecule: messenger RNA, 1509 nt
Organism: Beta vulgaris subsp. vulgaris (sugar beet)
Lineage: Eukaryota; Viridiplantae; Streptophyta; Magnoliopsida; Caryophyllales; Amaranthaceae
Product: protein FAR1-RELATED SEQUENCE 5-like
Exons: 3
Coding region: 1-1509 (502 amino acids)
Biological process (GO): regulation of DNA-templated transcription
Molecular function (GO): zinc ion binding
Source: RefSeq, a predicted model, not a curated record